This is a messenger RNA of Cyclocybe aegerita, 3264 nucleotides long. The record is from the annotation of a GenBank genome assembly. NCBI's taxonomy places the organism in Eukaryota, Fungi, Basidiomycota, Agaricomycetes, Agaricales, Hemipholiotaceae.
AUGCACGUCUAUCUUUGGACCACGUUCCACAGCCGACUGUGUCAACUUCUUCCAGUGACCUUGAUCUUAAACGCCUCCCUAGUCAUGAGCAAGUCCGGCUUGAUCCCUUACAUCGACAUAGUUGUUCCCAAACGACGAGCUCGGCAACUGAGCCUCAACGGAUCGUCCACAACCAGCGGGUCACCAUCUCAUUCACAACCCCCCGAACCUCCCAGCCCGAACCCAUCCCCCCGAAAAAGGAGAAAGACAGACAAGGAAUCCCUCGUCGAACUUGCCUUAUCUAAUUGGAUGGAUGUUCAAAGUAACUUGCAGCUAUCUCCUACUGCCUCAGAGUUUACGUUCGAGGAUGUGCAGAAACUGCCUUCAAGCGUCGCUUCAAGUUCGAAAACGAACCUGCUAUCUGACAGUCAAGACGAGGACGACACCGACUUUGUAUAUCGAAUUGACAACGAUGACUGUGCCGAGGAUGGGGAUUUCAUUGUGCCCGGAGAAACACCACGCACCGACGACGAUGACGAAAACGAAAUACCAGUUCGUCUUCUCAACGACUUCACAGUCUACAAUGCCGAAACGCUUAAAGCUGUCCCUAUUGCUGAACUGAUUGGAAUGCACCUUGGACGGGAUAUCACGUACGGCGCGUCUGGACUGGUUAAACCUUGGAUAGUUCCCGAUGACUUCGAAUCCGAGGACGAGGAUGACCAAAGUGACAAACAGGAUUCAGAGUCCUCUGCGGCUGAUGAAGACCGCAUCACUCUUUCAAAAAUUCUGGAGUUUAGCAUCCAUAGUCUCCCCGAAGACAAUGAUAAAAAACCUGAUAGUAAAAUAUACAUACGGACAAAAUUUGCUUGGUACAUUCUUGGUAUCCCUUCAAAAUCCUACAAUCCAUUGUUCUGGGAUUUCUGGCUCAAGCACCGAUUACUUCACUUGCUGGUUGUGGCAGCUCUUGAAGACCACAAACUUACCUGUGAAACAUUCAUUCAAAAUCUACGGGAAUGUGAUCGAAAUGAGGAAUCUGUUGUGUCAACACAGGAAAUUCUGGGCCGAGAACUCAGCAAAGAUGAUGUGAAUGAGGAGACCCAGGCAUAUAUUAUCUCUUGUUUGCCUGAUUUAUGCAAGCAAAACGGAAUCCCAAUUUCACGAGUCCCAGCUGUCCGCAAGCUCACACUCUGUGAGGUCUUGGAUGAUGAUAGCUCGGGUCACUCCAGUGGCAAGGGGAGGAGGAGGAAGGAUGAUAGAUCCAUGUCAUCCAAAGGCUUGCUGAAGAAAGAAACUGGGGCAAGCAAGACCUACCUCACCCCAAUUGUCAACCACAUUGCACAGGACUUCUUUAAAGGUUCUUUGGAGGUUGCUGAGUCCAUGUUGGAUCAUGAGCAUGAUGAAACUCUGCAGCAAUGUGAUCACAAAGGUCAUGAAACUAAUCCCAAGAAGAUUGUCUGGAGCAAGCAUCUUGGCCAGGAGUCAAACAUAUAUCAGAGUGUUAUUGUUGAUGGUAUCAUAUACCAGGUUGGUGAUGUGGUCAUGGUUGAGCCUGAGCACAAUGAUGAAUCAAGAAGUAAGCCAAUUGCUUCCUGUACAAAUAAUAGAUAUGGAAAUAGAUGGUGGUUUUGCCAGAUCCAGUACUUUCAUGAAAAGGGAUCAGUCAAGAUGUUUCAUGGCCAAUGGUUUGCUCAUGGCUGCAAAACACUGCUGCAGGAGGCCUCUCACUCACAAGCACUAUAUCUUUUGGCAACCUGUGAUGAUAAUCCAAUAACAUCUAUCUUCAAGAAAUGUAACAUCACUUUCUUACAUCCUGGUGAUAAUGAGGUCCAUGAUCAACAGGACCAUGACAGCAAUGACUUUCAUUGUGGGUUGAUGUACAGUGAAGAGUAUGCAGAAUUUCUUGAUAUCCCACCAGAAGCUCUAGUCAAUGAUUUGACAAGUGGAUCCAAAUUCUGCUAUGCUUGUGAUAGAAAAGUCAAAACUGACAGCAUUCAAAUCAUCAAAAACCCCCAAUCCAACACGAUCAUUGUCCAUGGCUUGCAGUACCACAUCAAUGAGUUCAUAUAUAUCCACCCAACUGGCCCAUCCAAAGUUCUAGAUAUAGGCCAAAUCAAGAAGAUUGACCAGCUUCAGAUUCAUAAGAAAAAACCAUUCUUAAGUGGAUUGAAUAAUGAAUCAUUUCUAAUAUGUGAUGAGUGUCAUCUUUUUUUCACCAAUGACGAGAUAGUUAUCUCUGCCCACCAGCUUGAUGGAAAGUGCCACAUUUCCUUCAUGACAGAUGAAAACAAAAUACAACAGUGGAUCAAACACAAUGAUCAUUACUAUGUCAAUCAAGAAGGUGAUGAAGAGCAUCUGACACCCAUGGAUGAUGAAGACAUAAAGCAUUGCAAAAUUUGCCGAAAUGAAGACAGAGAAAGGCGAACAAUGACCAAGAAAUUUGGGCUAACAAAUAGCAAGCUUGUUGGAAUGGAGCUGUUCAGUGGUGCUGGAGGCCUUGGUAUUGGAAUGAACCUAUCAGGCUUUGUUGAGACAAAAUAUGCUAUUGAACUAUGGCCAUCAGCAGCAAAAACAUACAAAACAAAUCACCCUGAUGUGACAGUCUACUGUCAGGACAGCAGCAAUCUGCUGAAGCAUGCAGUGGAGAAGAGGAGUGGCAAGAAGCCUGUGCCUCUGAAGUCAUAUCUUGACAAAAAAUCUCUUCCUCCACUUCCUGACCCUCAUGAAAAGAUUGAUUUCAUAUUUGGAGGCCCACCUUGCCAACCAUUCAGUCGAGCAAAUCAUACAAAGCAGAGGAAUGACAUCCGAACCACCAUGCCAUGCAAUAUGCUCUCCUAUGUUGAGCACUAUGAGCCAAAUUACUUUCUUCUUGAGAAUGUUGCUGGCUUUCUUGAUCACAAGUUAUAUGACAUGCAUGAGACUGAGGCAGGGCUUGUCGAGUGCGAGAUCAAGUUUGGGAUGGUUAAACUUGUCAUGCGUACACUGAUUUCCCUUGGCUACCAGGUACGAUUCAGACUCCUGCAGGCAGGACAGUAUGGUGUGCCACAAAGCCGUCAACGAGUCAUCUUCUGGGGUGCAAAACGUGGGCUCCCAAUGCCUGAGUUCCCAGUGCCUGUAUAUGCAUUUCCAAAGAGCAAUACACGCAUCACACUUCCAACUGGCAAAAUGCUGGACCCACCAACAAGGAGCAGAGACCCAGAUGAGUUUCACUAUCUGGCCCCACUUCGACCCAUAACUGUGCUGGAUGCAAUAAGUGAUCUGGUGUGUAGGCUUGCCCAGUCUAUUUGA